AUGUCCUAUUUAUCAAAAGUCAGGAAGAGAGAUUUGCAAUAUAUUGCCACUGAGUUAGGAGAAGAUGAUGUUAAAAACCUAACAGUUAUACGUUUGAUCAAAGUUAUCUUAAGUAAUGACAAUUAUGAAGAAGAAAUAGUUAAGGGCAUCAUUUCGAGCUUAGAUGUCGAACGACUCAGUGAAGAAGAACGUGAAAAGCGCCAACACGAAAAUGAACAGCGCCAACAAGAAAUUGAAAGCGAAAAGCGCCAACAUGAAAAUGAACUGCGCCAACAAGAAAUUGAAAGGGAAAAGCGCCAACAGGAAAUCGAACGGGAAAAGCGCCAACAGGAAAUCGAACGGGAAAAGCGCCAACAGGAAAUCGAACGGGAAAAGCGCCAACAUGAAAAUGAACAGCGCCAACAGGAAAUUGAAAAGUUGCAACGCCAACAGGAAUUUGAAAGGGAACAGCUCCAGUACCAAAAGGAAAUUGAGCGAGAAAAGCGCCAAAAUGAAAUUGAGCGCGAAAAGCGCCAACACGAACUUCAGUUACAGAAAUUAGAGUCAGAAGCAAAGACCAGCAAACCAGAAAAAAAUGCCGAAGAUUUUGCUUACGUGAAAGAUUUGCUUUUAAAGCGAUAUAAAUUAAGUCCCGAAAAGUUCAGACAACUAUUUUACUCACAUAAGGAUGGAAAGAGCUGGCGUGAAUAUUAUUAUGAUCGGAGAACAACCACAGAUGAAGAAAAGUAUCACUCUAGCAGAUUAGAAUUAUUAGCUGUAGUUUGGUCCGUUAAUAGACUUCGACCCUUGCUUCUUGAUCUCAGAUUCACACUAGUUACGGAUUGUUCUGCAGUAGCUUAUUUGAACAGUCAAAGAAAUAUAAAACCACAAAUUGCCAGGUGGGCUGAGCAAUUGAGCGAAUAUGACUACGAAGUAAAACAAAGACCUGGAUCUCAAAUGCUGCAUGUGGAUGCCCUAAGUCGUGCUCCAAUUGAAAACGCUGAUGAUGAAAAUCAGUGUAGGCAAGACAAGGGAAAAGAUAAUCAGUCGGAGCCUAUAGUGUUAUACAUUGCUACGGAAGAGGACAAAGUAGCCCUGAUACAGUCACAAGAUGAGGAACUGCAAGCUAUUAUUGAAAUGUUGAAAAACCCUAAACUGAACAAGCAGAAGAAUCUUGAUGCCAAAUUUGAACUUAUCAACGGCAUUUUAUACCAUGUGCCAGUUGUAGAUGGGAAGAAAAGAAAACAAUUCCUGCUCAUCUAA
This is a messenger RNA of Uloborus diversus, 1242 nucleotides long. Its product is annotated as reticulocyte-binding protein homolog 2a-like. The record is from RefSeq and is a predicted model, not a curated record. The coding region runs from base 1 to 1242 and encodes 413 amino acids. The transcript has 4 exons. NCBI's taxonomy places the organism in Eukaryota, Metazoa, Arthropoda, Arachnida, Araneae, Uloboridae.